Molecule: messenger RNA, 5927 nt
Organism: Strongylocentrotus purpuratus (purple sea urchin)
Lineage: Eukaryota; Metazoa; Echinodermata; Echinoidea; Camarodonta; Strongylocentrotidae
Gene: wdr45b
Product: WD repeat domain phosphoinositide-interacting protein 3
Exons: 10
Coding region: 196-1242 (348 amino acids)
Biological process (GO): protein localization to phagophore assembly site; autophagy of mitochondrion; nucleophagy
Cellular component (GO): phagophore assembly site membrane; extrinsic component of membrane; cytosol
Molecular function (GO): phosphatidylinositol-3-phosphate binding; phosphatidylinositol-3,5-bisphosphate binding; protein binding
Source: RefSeq, a predicted model, not a curated record
CUUAGUAGCGCUUGCUAUCUAGUGGUCUAGAUCUAUUGAAAGUUAAAAUCUAAUUUAGAUGAUUCACACUCAUUGUCUUAGACUUUCUUCGACGGAGAUAGACCUUUACAUUCCUAUUUAUCCAUGAGAGUUCUGUGAACAUUUGGAACAGUCAGCACAAUCAGGUGAGAAAUUAAGACGGCAUCAGAGUCGACCAUGAAUCUGGGCGAAAGAAAAGGCGAAACUUCGUACGACAACAGUCUCCUCUACGCGGGAUUCAACCAAGAUAAUGGAUGUUUUGCAUGUGGAAUGGAGUCUGGUUUUAGAGUCUACAACUGUGACCCUCUGAAAGAGAAAGAGAGACAAGAUUUUACCGAUGGUGGAGUUGGGCAUGUCGAGAUGCUGUUUAGAUGCAACUACCUUGCAUUGGUAGGGGGUGGCAAGAACCCACACUACCCUCCUAAUAAAGCUAUGAUCUGGGAUGAUCUGAAGAAGAAACAUGUGAUUGAGCUGGAGUUCUCCAGCGAAGUCAAGAGUGUACGAUUAAGAAGAGACAGGAUAGUUGUGAUCUUACAGUCUAUGAUCAAGGUCUACACAUUCACCCAGAACCCUCAACAGCUCCAUGUCUUCGACACCUGUAUGAACCCUAAAGGUCUCUGUGUUCUGUGUCCAAACAGCAACAACUCAUUGCUUGCCUUUCCAGCUACAAAAACUGGCCACGUACAGAUUGUUGAUCUUGCUCAGACAGACAAACCUCCUCUCGAUAUAACAGCACACGAGGGCACCCUAAGCUGUCUGACGUUCAACCACCAAGGAUCAAGAUUAGCGACAGCAUCGGAUAGGGGCACAUUGAUCAGAGUCUUUGACACAAGUAAUGGCCAGCAACUCCAAGAGUUGAGGAGGGGAUCAGGAGGAGCUCAAAUAUACUGUAUUAAUUUCAACCAGGACUCAACCCUACUGUGUGUAUCAAGCGACCAUGGAACCAUUCAUGUCUUUGCAUUAGAGGCAGACGCACAGAAGAACAAGAAAUCACAAUUAGCAUCAGCCAGUUUUCUGCCAAAGUACUUCAACUCCUCCUGGAGUUUCUGUAAAUUCCAGGUCCCAAAUCACGCCCAGUGCAUCUGUGCCUUCGGUUCCGAUCCAAACUCGGUUGUAGCUAUCUGUGCCGAUGGUAGCUACUUCAAGUUUGUGUUCAACAGUAAGGGAGAAUGCAGCAGAGAUGUCUACACAAGAUUCCUUGAGAUGACCGAUGACCAUAGCUGAGACCCUUCUGUUUCCUGUUGACCGGUCUUGAUGGUCAGUCACAUGUCCAGUCUUGGUGUGUCGUUCCAUGUAUGAUAAACAUUGAAGUUGAUAAUCAGUGCAUCGGGAAGAAUAUCUCACAGGGUGAAUGUCACCAAAUUGAAUAUUCUUUCCACUGCAGGAGGGAUUAACACUCCAUAUGUUUUACAGGAUAUUUUAUACAUCCAUCCAUUGUCUCACAAAUUUAAGCAUCUUACUUUAAUGGAAUAUAAUGUGAGAUGGAAAUAUUACCGUACUUUGCCCCUGAAAUUUGUUCCCACUUAAGAAUUAUACUUGCUUCCAGAUUAUUGUCCAUUAGGAUCAAUUAUUCCAUUUGUCGCUUAGCUCAUCCUUAAAGGAUGAGUGCAGAUUAGGGGUGUGAUUUCAUCUUCAAGGGGGGGGGGGAGACAAGUAACAAAUAAUCCUAUACAAAUAUUGCAUAAAGUUAUCCAGACAAAGAAACACAUGGUGUGCCUAAAUAAACAUGAAAUAUGGUUUACUGCCUAUACAUUUUUUUAAAGAGCAUACUAAUUUGAUUUGCCAGAUGCUCGAAUGGGUUGCCAGAAAUGCUCUCAUGGCUUGUAAAAUUUGCAUUUUGCAGACUCCUGUUAUUUUCUUGAAUGAGACUCGCCUUACCAAUGCCUCUUGCAUUAUAUCGUUGAUGGGUUUGUGUAAUAGGGUCUUGGUAAUUAGAAGAAAGGAAAAAAAAAAUUACAAAAUCAGCAGCUUCAUUUUGUGUGAACAAGAGGGUUUGCUGCCAAUGUGAUAGGAAAAGUUGUCUCUCGAUAAAGAGAAUUUUAAUGAAAAAUGAAUAUUCUGGUAUUUUUGGUUACUUGAUGGUAAUAGGGGUGAAGGGUUGUUCGGAUAUUGAGGUGUAUGUGAAAGAACCAAUGCAGGUUUUCAAAGAGCGUUUCAUAAUCUGGAACCAUCCAUAUGUAUACAGAUGACUGUGAAGACUUCUGGACAGUCACUGAACAGAUUCUUGCAAUUCCAAGAUAUCAGGGCCCGUUUCAUAAAACUUGCGUCAGUGAGAAAUGACCGUUGUUUGUUAUAAGCCAGUGAAAUCCUUGCUUCUGAUUGGUUAUCAGCAGACUUGUCAGUGAUUUUUGUCAUGUGUCAUUGAAGAAAGGCUUUGUGAAAAGGGUUCCUGAACUACCCCAAAUUCCAUGAUAUAAGAAAUAUCCAAGUACGAUAAACAAGGAAAUAAUAUGAAUCUUUAUUGUGUUGUGGUACAAAGAAAUUAUUUGAAAGGAAAAUAAUAUGAGUUAUAUGUAUGAUACGGUAUUUCCUACUUAAUUAUUCAUAUUCCUUCAUAAUAAAUUUUUCAAAAUUUGCUGUACAUAUAAGUAAUUUUCUUUUAUAUUUUUAUAUCGAUGCCAUUUAGAAGACCACAAUGUUCUUGGUUGACUAAUCUCUCAGCCAAAGUGUCCUCUGUAUUUUUUGUUUGUUCAUUGUUUGUUUUUUAUUGUUUUUUUUUUACUUGAGGGGAAAAAAUGUUUUUUAUGAAAACAACAGUAUUGAUUUUUGACAUUAUUAUAAUUCAUUUGGUUAUUUCUACUUUUUAUUUUGUGUGAUUGAGGGUUAAAUACUUGGUUCGUGAUAAUGGAGUUUAAAAUGGACGGUUGCAUAAGAGUACCCUUUCAUGCAUGUAUUUUGCCUUUGGCUUCUUGUUCAAUAUUUGUUCCAUAAAAAACUAGUAAAAGAUGAAUAUCACCCCAUUUCCUUCCAAAUAUCAACUACGAUGAGUUUGAAUUAUAAUUUGAGUCACAUUCACAAUUUAACUUGUGUCAGCGUAUGUUUCAUGGUCUCUUUUAUAUAUCUCUUCCUUCCACUAUAACAACCUAACAUGUCAUAGGUCAUUCCAUGGUUUUUUAAAUUAAAAACAAAUAUUAAUAUCGUUUGUAGAUGAUGGCUUUAUUGCGCUCUUAAAAUGUGCCUUGAUUUUUUUUUUUCAUGUUCGAUCUUCAACAAAGAGAGUUGUUUUCAGAUUUGUUCAUUUAAUGGACAAACUUGUCAAAAUAAUUAUUGUAUGCUGGACUGCUGCAUCAUAAGUUACAAUAUGUUCAAUUUAGGCACAUAAAUUACGGUUACUCUGGCAGAAAAUUCAGAAAAUUUUACUCUUUAAGAUAUUGAUUCCUUUUGUUUUGCCAGUACGAACACACAUGUCCCAUUCAUCUACCAGCACAGCUUCCCAUUAUACUUCAAUUUAAUUGUGAGAAAUUCAAUUAUUGUAAUAUUUGCCAUUGUGACUUCACUUUGGGAAGUAUUUCAUGUGCAGCGAGAUGCAUGCAUUACUAAUCAGUGUUUGUGGUUCUGGUACUUUGUGAGCAUGGGCAGCAGUAGCGAUUAAACAUUCUCUCAAGUUGAUAUAACAGAUAUUUUAAAACUUUAAUAUGAACCAGCAAAAUAACUGAGUGAUGAGCUAUGUGGCUCUGGAAAACCACCAAAAAGGCUGUGUUAAACGUAAAAAGAGCUCUGUAUCACUGCAAGCAAAUCCCACUCGUAUAACACUAAAUCCUAAAAUCGUUUCUACAAACAUUAAAGUCAAUUUUACCCUGAUAUGAACACGUACAAGAAACUCUAAGCAUGUUGCAGGAAUCAACUUUACUGAAAUAAUUGCCAGUGUGACUGCAACUACUGAGGAUUGCAUUGUUACGACAAUACCUAGAUGCUGUUGUACCCAUCCUCUUUCUCUUGGUAGUGCCCUUUAUAUUGUUGGUUUUGUUAGAUAACUUGAUUGAAGGCUUACAAUUUCAUGCAUUGCCAGUAUGUAUUAAUGUUUGUUUCAGUGUACAUAUUAGGGUAUCAACAGAAAGAAGAAAAAAUCUAUGAAACAGUAAAUAUACGGUUGAUAUUCAUAAUACAGUUAGACCUGUCUUAAAGGCCACUUCUCUAUAAAGACCACCUGUCUAUAGUGGUCAUCUAUAAAUAAUGUCUCCCUCUAGGAAGAAAUAUGCAUUGUAGAAUCUCUCUAGAAGAACCACCUGUCUACAGUGGCCAGUUUGCUUGUUUCCCUUGGGUGGCCUUUAUAGACAGGUUUGACUGUACUUCUAAUAUGACAGGGAAUACCAGAAUUACUUGAUCAGUAGCAACCGCAAUAUGUGAAUGAUCAUGGAUGCUCUGGAAACGCCUAGAUUGACUAAAAAUGUUUGGAAAAUUUAAUCAAGACUUCCAUGGGAAACUACUUUCAAAAGAGUAGAUACACAGAAACAGAUAAACAAAUAAGUAUGAAUGGAAUAUUGUAAAAUUAGAAAAAGUUUCAUAUAUGUUGUUUCAUCUGCCUAUAAUACCAUCUAGAGGUGUCGUGGUCGUGGUGUGGAUAUGUCAUCGGACUGUGCAUCACAAGGUCCGCAGUUCAAGUCCCGCCACAGCACUAAUGUCAAUUGGCGAGACAUUAAUCUACAUUUGCCACACUCAACCCAGGUGAGGCUAAUGGGUACCUGGUAGGAUUAUUCCUUGAAAUUCACUGUGCGCUGAUAAUGGCUGCUGGAGCUAAAGCUAGGGUAAUAAUUUCCAAAGCUCUUUUGAAGCGCAUAUAGAAGUUAUAUAAUGUGACAUGCGCUAUACAAGAACGGAAUAUUAUUAUUGUAAUCUGUUAGGGGCCAGAAGGGCAUCAAUUAGUAUAUUUUAUUAACACAGAGUUAAUGCCCCUCUAGGUCUGGGCAGCCACUGGUCAAGAUGAGUUAUGAUUUUCAUUUUUUUAAAUAGAAAGUUCAUUAUACAAUGCUUUAUUUUAGAAGUAUGCAAUCGGUUGUUUGAUCAAUUUCUUGAAUACUCCCAAAUUGUGUUUUGUGUUUCUAUGCUGUACGAGUAAUCCUUUUCAAGAUGAAUCUUUACGGUGCCCAGCAAAUAUCGACAUUGAUAUCUUAAUAAUUAUGUGAAUCAGUUUUCUUUUAAGUAAUUUUCGUUAAAAACUGAAAGAAAUUGCAUUCAUGGCAAAUUUGUAGUUCAUUAAUAGAUAUUAUAUUUCAUAACCAGACAUUUAUGUAUCAGAUUGUAUUAUCAAUGCUACAUUAAUGUGGCAGAUCUGUUAAGAGUACGCUAUAAUGGGCAUGUACAUGUAUGUAGAUAAUAAUUAUAUAGAUUCAGUACUUAGAUUAUUAUAAAUUUACAAGGAUAUUUUCCAGCUAUUUUCUCUUUCUUCCCCUGUCAAUAUAUCAUUUUGUCAUGGUUUUAUUUUUCGCUUAUUCCUUAAAAUAAUCAUAUUAUGUAUUGUUCCAUUCUUGCUGUAUGAAAAUUCACAUUUUACCCCAUUUCUUCCUUUUCAUGAGAAGUCUCAUUUAUGCAUUGUGCAGUAUACUGCCUCAUAGAAGCUGCAACAGCAAAGUAAGACAAAUUUUAUGUGUGAAUAAAUGACAAAUGGGGGUGAAAAGAAAGUUAAGUAGCUAAUCAACUCACUUACCUGUUCGUUGUAAGAUACCGAAAUAUGAAGUUCGCACUGCCCAAGUAAUUCUAUUUUGAUGUGGGGGUGUUUUAAGGUUGUAUACAGUACGAGGCUUAUAACUUUACAUUUUAUUCCGACUUUGCUUAUACCACAUUAUUUCUUAAUAACUUUGAAAACAAUAACAUUGAGCAGUAUGAAUUUAAUAGUAUGUACAAUAAAACUUGUAAUGAAAUAUGAUUGUAAAUAUGAUGCAAAGAAGAAAAAACAAACAUUUCUAGCCUUA